GCCAGCUGAUCCAGUCAAACAUCACUGCCAGUCUCCUGAUCCCCGUGUUGUAAGGGGCAUCUGAUCCUGCCUGUGCCCCAGUCACCACACUGCUGCCAUGUACACCAUAACCCGAGGGCCCAGCAAGCUAACGACCCAGAGGAGAACAGGCCCCAAGCAGCAGAUUGACAGCAAACUGCAGGAAGUGAAGAACAAGCAGCAGAUUCUCGUCCCCAAUACACCCAACGGUCAGGACUCCCUCCCAAGUGCCCCUCCAAAACUCGUAUUUAACCGUGUAAAUGGUAAGAGGAGCCAGGCGCCAGGCCCUGAACUAGAAAGAGAAGUGUACACACUGGCACACGAAGAGAACGUCGGAUUCAUAUAUCAAGCUUGGCAAGAAGUAAAACAUCAGAUGGAGGAGCCACAGCAGAACGGAUGCACCCCCCAGCAAUAUCAAGAUCAGAGCCCUGACACCCACCUUAAAAACUUCGUUCCUAUAGAUCUGGACGAGUGGUGGGCAGAGCGCUUCUUAGCCAACAUUGAGAACUGCGCUUGACAGCCAUUUCUCUCCCUGUAGUGGGAUACGCAAAAGCUCGUCUCUCCUCUAUAGGGUGAUUGUGUCAUUGUUCACAGACUUGUUGCACUUUUUCUCCCCCUAGCGGGAAGACUAAGCUGUGCUCAGAAGAAGAAGAAGAAGGCACUAAGUGACAUUUACCCCUCUCCUGGUGCUGCUGAGGAUUCUCCUCCGGUCUGUAUAUACAAGGGCAUUGAAUCUACAGCGACAAUUUCAGUCUCAGGAGCCUGGAUUACUAUUGGUUGAGUGACAUUGCACAGCAUGACUUGGUACUGGUUACCAUCACGGAAGCCCAAAUAAAAUAUGGUGCUUCCCACAAACAGGAACUUAGUCCUGGAUUUUGACCCAUUAGCAGCAGAAUACCCUGUCUUUAUGCAAUGGACUCCAGAGCACUAAGCAGCAGUGAUGCAUGGUUGCAUUGAUUGGUACCAGAACUAAUGCACCCACAUGUGACACUGCUCUCUCCUACUCCCAAGAUGCAGAGACCCAUAUCUCUAGCUCAGUGUGUGCCGCAGCCAACCCGAUGUUCCCCCAUGUCAGGUAGUUUUCUGGCUUGAGAAGAAGAAAUUAAGAUUCAAAUUAAGUCCAGGAAAACUCCUUCCAUCCCCCCUUUUUUAUGGGAGGUUCUGUACAGAGUGGGAAAUGUCUAUUUUUCUAAAUAAAGUUGGUUUUUGCCUCACA
Xenopus laevis (African clawed frog) is the source of this 1234-nucleotide messenger RNA. RefSeq names its product MAPK regulated corepressor interacting protein 2 S homeolog (gene mcrip2.S). Lineage: Eukaryota; Metazoa; Chordata; Amphibia; Anura; Pipidae. The transcript is spliced from 5 exons. Gene Ontology annotation, cellular component: cytoplasmic stress granule; nucleus. The record is from RefSeq and is a predicted model, not a curated record. Bases 98 to 535 code for a protein of 145 amino acids.